GCAGCUUCAUCCAGCUAAUGCUAGAAGAAAAUCGAUACUGGGAAUCUUCAUUUAACGAAAGCAAAUUGUUUGAGCUAAGCAGGGAGAAGACUAUAAUCUGCUGCAGGAGGUUUGCCUGCAUCCCUUCGUGGACCUGAUGGCUACCGACAUGUCCAUGAACACAGUGUCGGCUCCUCACCCCGCCCUGGCCUCACCCCCGCAAGCCCAGAUUCCCACCCAGGAGCCGGCAAUUGCUGAAACCCCUGACACUGCAGUGACUUCAGGACAAAAUGAUGCUCCAUAUCUCACCCAAGCUCAGCCUCCAAAGCCAAACGUGGCUCCAGAACUUGGUUCAGGUUCUGAACCAACUCCAGUCCCUCUGCUGAUGCCCUUGCCGGCAGCCUCGGCCAAGAACCCUAGCUGCAAGAUCAUGACUUUCCGGCCCACUGUGGAAGAGUUUAAAGACUUUGCCAAAUAUAUAGUCUACAUGGAGAGUCAGGGAGCCCAUCGUGCUGGUCUGGCAAAGGUGAUACCUCCGGAAGGCUGGAAGCCACGUCGGUCCUAUGACACUAUAGAAGAAAUGGUGAUUCCAGCUCCUAUCAUGCAAGUGGUGACUGGACAAUCAGGACUGUUCACCCAGUACAACAUUCAGAAGAAAUCUAUGACUGUUGGUGAAUACCGCAAGCUUGCCAACAGCAAGAAGUACUGCACGCCGCGUCACAAAGACUUUGAUGACUUGGAGCGGAAGUACUGGAAGAACCUCACAUUCGUGUCGCCCAUUUAUGGUGCUGAUGUUAGCGGCUCCAUCUAUGAUGAGGACAUUCAAGAGUGGAACAUUGGCCACCUCAACACACUCCUGGACAUGGUGGAGCAAGAGUGUGGUAUUGUCAUUGAGGGCGUCAAUACUCCGUACCUGUACUUUGGCAUGUGGAAGACCACCUUUGCAUGGCACACGGAGGACAUGGACCUCUACAGCAUCAACUAUCUACACUUUGGGCAGUCCAAGUCCUGGUAUAGCGUCCCACCUGAGCACGGCAAGAGGCUGGAGAGGCUGGCACAAGGCUUUUUCCCUGGCAGCUCCCAAGGCUGCGAUGCCUUCCUCCGCCACAAGAUGACGCUCAUAUCUCCAUCCAUCCUGAAAAAAUACGGCAUUCCCUUCGACAGAAUAACUCAGAAUGAAGGAGAGUUCAUGGUCACGUUCCCCUAUGGCUACCAUGCCGGCUUCAACCACGGCUUCAACUGUGCAGAGUCCACAAACUUUGCCACGCUGCGCUGGGUGGACUAUGGCAAGAAUGCAACACUGUGCUCCUGUCGAAAGGACAUGGUGAAGAUCUCGAUGGACGUGUUUGUGCGAUGCCUGCAGCCUGAUCGCUACGAGCUUUGGAAGCAGGGCAAAGAUACAACAGUGCUGGAUCACCUGAGGCCCACCGAGCUGAGCAGUCCUGAGCUGGAAAAUUGGAGGCAGCAUCGAGUCACCUACCGGGAAAGCGUUCUCCGGAGGGCUAUGCAAAAGAUGAAGCAGUUUCGUCGUCUAAAGAUGGAAGAGGUUAAGGUGCUGGCGGAGGAAGGAAUUGAGCUGAACGCCGUUGAGUACCAACGUCAGGUGGAGGAGCGCGAGGCUCAGCGCAGGCAGGAGAGGGAGGAGCGUUUAGCCAGAGAGGCCAUGAUGACCCUGGAGGCCAUGGAGCGCGAAGAGCAGGAAGCUGCGGAGGCAGCUGCCAAAGCCGCAGAGACUCCUGUCAUAGAGGCACAAGCCAAACCACAGAACUUUAUAGAUGAUGUUGAGAAGAAGGUGAAAAAGCAGAAAACGAUUUCCAACAUUCACACUGCCAUUACUGGAUUUGAAGAAGCUUUUGGACAGUUUGCCACAGCUAACAUGAAGAAUUCAAACAUUGUCAGCCACUUGGAGCCUGCGUUCAUAAGACACAUCGACGUCCCAGCCAGUAACAAAAUGGAUGUGAGUGCCACCCAGACGAGCUUCUCCAAAAUAAAAAUGCCAACAGAGGUGAAGAAGAGUCGGCGGCAUCCACUCAGCAAGCCGCCCAUGCGCUCCCCUCUGUCCAUUGUCAAGCAAGACCCAGCCGGUGACAAAGAACUAUCCUCCCCAAUGCCGCUAGAUAGCGACAUGAAAAAACAGGAGCACCUGUGGCAGAACCACUCACCCAACUUUGUGGCAGAGAAGUCCUUCAACGCUGCCGUGGCUGCUCUGGAGCCAUACUGUGCAGUCUGUUCACUCUUCUGUCCCUACACAAAGCCGCAAAAAGAUGUCCUGACUGCUAAGGAUGUCCCAGACAUCCCAAUGGCCCGUCACGGCAGCACAACUCGUCCACUGGUCCCAGAGAUGUGCUUCAGUGUGGGAGCAGGAAACACAGAGCCACCACCCACCAACUAUCACAUCGGGGAGGAUGGAACUAGCCUCCUGAUCCGCUGUCCAUCUUGUUUAAUGCAAGUUCAUGCAAGUUGUUACGGUGUGAAGCCAGACUCUGUGAGUGAGUCCUGGAUGUGCUCCAGGUGUUCGACCGGAGACUGGACAGUGGAGUGUUGUCUCUGUAACUUACGAGGAGGAGCUUUGAAGAAGACCACAGACAACAGGUGGGUUCACGUCAUCUGUGCCAUUGCUGUGGCAGAAGCUCGCUUCGUCAAUGCCAUCGAGAGGGAGCCAGUGGACGUCAGCGCCGUCCCAGAAACCCGCAAAGAUCUGAAAUGCGUGUUCUGCCACAGUAAGAGUGCUAAUCAGAACCGUGGUGCCUGCAUCCAGUGCACAAAGGAGAACUGCGCCACCUCUUUCCACGUCACCUGCGCUCAGAUAGCAGGAGUGGUGAUGCAGCCUGCCGACUGGCCCUAUGUGGUGUCCGUCACCUGUCACAAGCAUAAACGGAGUGCCCCCAAGCCAAAGGUGGCACCUAAAGCCACACACGGUGUUCAGUUGGGCCAGAAGAUGAUUGGUCGCUACAGCGAUGGCUGGUACUACCACUGCACCAUCAUCGGCAUGGCAACACUUGUGUUCUAUGAGGUCAACUUUGAUGAUGGUUCAUACUGUGACAACCUGCACCCAGAAAACAUUGUGAGUCAUGACUGCCUGCUUAAUGGUCCUCCAGAGGCGGGGGAGCUGAUCUUGGUCGGAUCACCUGAUGGCCUGAUCCUCAAUGCUUCAUAUGUCAGACAGCACAUUCACAAGCUCUAUCAGGUGGAAUUUCAGGACCAAAAACAACUGACGCUCAAACACUCAGAGAUCUAUCAGCUGGAUCAUGACUUGCCAAAAAGGGUCAGAGCCAGACUGGCUACACCUGCCCCACAGGAGGAGAUUUCCUCAGCCGAUGAGGCCCAAGCAGCUAAACGCCCUCGCCUGCCCACCAAAGUAGCCCCCUAUGCUGAUUCCCACAUGGAGAAAACCACUGGAGCGCUUUGCCCGCAAGCUACGUCCCCAGCAGCAGCACAGGCUCAAAAUCAUCACAGUAUUAGUACGCCACCAAUCUCAGAGUCUCUGUCCCACCCCACCAUGAACCUGCAGGGGGCCCCUGCCCCACCUGGUGGCAGUCGGAUGGAUGCAGAGACCCCCAUGGACACCCUAAACCACGCUCUCACAGAGUCGCCCCUGGUCUCUGACCCCACGCUAACUCCGCAGUCCAUUCCCUUUCAGGCCACUUUGAACUCUGACCCCCUCCUGUCCGCAGCGUCCCCUCCACCCCCGCCCCAGCACAUGUCCGACAGCUACACACCCAGCAGUGGCUACGUUUCCUACAUGGAAACACUCCUUCACUCACAUUUUCCUCAGGACGAUGGCCACGGCCCCCUGUAUUGAACCCAGCUCCGCUAUGUAAUUACUCAACCCAUACAGGCUGAGCCAAACAGGAAGUAAGCUAAUGGAGGUGGACUCUGAGUGCUGUAUUAUUGGACAAACAUUUCCUUCACCUGCUCUAACAGCAGUUGGCAGGAGGAGGAACAACAAGCACUCUUUUAAUGCAUGUUACUUUUUCUAUUUUUUAGUUAAUGUAUUUUGCAGUGGUGCUUAAGUCUGAGCUGAGGUAGCAGCUAAAGAGCACAGGGCUUUUUUUGAUUUUCUAACGUUGUUUUUUCUUUUCUUUUUUACACUGUAUAGCUUUUUUGUUUUUGGUCAGCUGCUGUAUGUGUUUUCCUUCAUCUUAAUAUAAAAAUGUCUAUGGGUGACAUCAACUCCAUACCUCGUUGCAUUUAUUAAGUAACAGCACACUCCUGUCUUCUUUCUAUGGGAAUUGUAUUGUUAUUAUGGCCUCUCAGCAAUGAGGCCAAAAUGGACUCAGCCUUCUUUUUCUUCUCAAAAUCAAGUAACCAGCAACAAGAUUUCUAUUUUUCAAUGCAGUCAAUCGUGGAUUUGGAACAUGUAAGAUCAGUGUCACAUCCACAGGACAUUUUCAGUAAGGUGUUUUCUUGUCAGACUGCGAGAGGUAAAUGGAGAAAUGGGGUAAAAUAUAUAUAUAUUGUAAAGGGGACUCAGUAUUUAAAUGUCUUAGUCAAAUAUCGAAAGAAUUAUUUGUAAUAGAAGAAAACAGUUGAAUGCAAACACUAGUAGAUUUGUCUGCAGAAUGCAUUACAUUUUGUGAAGAUGUGUCACCGUAGUCAACAGAUGGCCUCUUAAUGUAUUGACGUCAUUUGACAGCAACAUUGAUAUUUUUUCUCUCUCUUUUUUUUUUUUUACACUAAAAUAAAGUCAGGGUUCCUACAUGUUGUAGGUGAAUUUUGGCAUCCAAACCAUCAAACAGUUUGGGACAAGCAGGACAACCCAAAAGUGUUUUUCACACUUUUUAGAUUAGAUUAAGAAAGUCCGUUACAAGGCUAUAUUUGCUUCCAUUGUUCUGCAGUUUGUCCUCCAAACUUAGUGUCUUUUUACUGUCACUUGGCUACUUUGAGCUUUUCAAUUGGCCCAGAACUGUCCGUCGUUAAAGGGUAUAGGAAUAUCAUGAAAAAGGAAAUAUGUAGGAACCUGUAAAUUUGGAUAUAUUGCAACAUUCUUAGUUAAUUUGUAUGUGUCAAUCACUCUUGUAAUUUGUUGUACAAUGUCAGUUUUUUCUAAUAAUGUACCCUUUCUAUGUUCUUUUUCUGAAAUGAGUUGACAGAAUCGGCCAUGUCAUUAAUAUUAAUACAUUUCUUCUGGGCAGGUUUUGCAGACAUCUAAAACUAGUUUCUACUAAUAACUGUUUUUGUUGUUUUUCCUUCCCGCCCCAUGAAAAUAGCUACAGAGAUGCUUAACUGUUAAUGGACAGAUUCAAUCCACCUCCACCUUUCCACCCACCUACAGCUGUACCUCUGUAUAAACCACAAGCCUUGUGUUGUGAGUCUAAUUUGUAAAUUAUGCACGUGACUUUUCCCUUUUUACUGUUGAAACUGAGUUAUCUGAACGGCCAUUCGUUCCUGUUUCCAGAUGAGAUCAAAAAAAAAGUUGAUUAAUGGGGAUUAAAGUGGGUUGCAAGUCACCAGAUCUUCUGUUGUCUGUUCAGGUGCUUGAAAAAUAAGUGGAGAAAAAACCAACAAGUUCUCGCUUUGGUCGGAACACUCAAAUAUGGGCGUUCACUGUUGGCAGCUUUAUCGGGCUUUGAAGUUUCAUUUAGAUUUUUGGGGGUUUUAAAUUAGAUAAAUUAUGCAGCUCAUAUUUCAGUGAAUGGAAUAAGCCAUGGUACAGUAUUGCCCCAUCCCCUGUGUGGCAUCUGCCCUUGUGAUGUAUAAAUCAGUUCAAUAAAACUUACAUGGAAACGGAACAGUUACCCCUCUACAAUUUGACCACAAAUUCACAUAAGCAGGGUGUGCUGUUUUAAAGCAGCACCCCUGCUUAUCCAGAGCACCUCAUCUCUGGCAAUUCAUUUCUCCCACCUUUUAAAAGAUAAUUCCUAUCUAUUAAUUUGGUUAUUUAUUUUGGUUAUCAGGUAAAACCUGCUCUCAAGUCUCUUAUAUACGAUGUACUGUAGGUUAACAAGGUUAAUAGGCUCCAGGUAGUCUUCUUUCCGUUUCUGCAUUACCUUUAGUAUCAGAUUGCUUGUUAUUUAACUGGUUUGAUACUGCCACAUUCAAUACGAAGAAAAACAUUUCAAUAGGGACAAAGAAGUUUAAGUUUGUGAAAGAAGAAAAAGAGAAUAAUUUCAUACCAUGUCUUUUACGUUCCCCUUAUUUCUGCGCAUAAUUGUACUCCCUGAUUGAUUCAGUAAUGGUGAAAGCUGAGGGUAUCGGGGUCACCCUGUCUGUGAUGUAUAUAUUUAAAGAAGAAAUCGUUUUUCCUUGAGCAUUCGGCAGGGAGUCUUGUGAUAUCUCCCCUUGUGUGUUAUUCAUUCAUGCUAUAUGUAUUUAGUAGAAACCACCUGUUAUUUGCUUAAAGCGAGGGAACAUUUUUAUAAAUGUGGAUAAAGUGAAUUGGUUUAUGCGCAAUUACUCUUUAUUCAGAAAUAUUGAGAUCCAUUAAUGAGGUUGAAAUAGCAGCUUUGCAGAAUAAGUGUUAUUCAAAAUCUUAUAACAAGUAUAUAAAUGGAAAUGGCACAUUGUGAAAUGCUGUUGUUUUUUUUUUCCUUUGCACAAAAUGAUUCUUUUGCAGUGUGCUUUUAUCAGGCUCAUGCUUUAGGAUAUCAAUUUAGUUGUCUGCAUAUUGCAUAGUACCACUUACAUCAGGUUUGCUGCAGGUGAUGCUCCAUUCAACCUGCUGCUUAGAAGAGCCUGGUUUUGAGUAUUUGUCUUUAUUAUAAUAAUUAAAAAUCCUCUAUUAAUUACAGCAGAAUGGUUAUUUAUUCUUAAGCAUCAUAAACAUAAAAAGAUGUUCUGUUCAAGUGAAAGAAAUGGAAAGACCAAUUUCAAUUAUUUUUGUGUGUUUUCUUUAACUUGAGCCAUUAUGAUUCUAAAAGUUGAGGGAAAGAGUGAUGUCACAAAAUUAUUAAAAAUAUCAAAACUGUUGCAAUUGGAUUUGAGUGGAAUCAAUGUUUUAGUUUCUUCUACAAAAUAAAA
This is a messenger RNA of Menidia menidia (Atlantic silverside), 6939 nucleotides long. NCBI's taxonomy places the organism in Eukaryota, Metazoa, Chordata, Actinopteri, Atheriniformes, Atherinopsidae. The record is from the annotation of a GenBank genome assembly.